Equus quagga is the source of this 3168-nucleotide messenger RNA. RefSeq names its product BMP/retinoic acid inducible neural specific 2 (gene BRINP2). The coding region runs from base 33 to 2384 and encodes 783 amino acids. The record is from RefSeq and is a predicted model, not a curated record. Gene Ontology annotation, biological process: negative regulation of mitotic cell cycle; positive regulation of neuron differentiation. Lineage: Eukaryota; Metazoa; Chordata; Mammalia; Perissodactyla; Equidae. The transcript is spliced from 7 exons.
GAGAAUGAAGAGACCAACCGCCCGGGAGAAGCAUGAGGUGGCCGUGUGGCACUCGGUUUAGAGGGCUUCGGCUGGCGGCGGCCCCAUGGGCAGCUCUGCUGGCACUGGGCCUCCCUGGUUGGGUGUUGGCUGUCUCGGCCUCGGCCGCCGCAGUGGUCCCCGAGCAGCAUGCCUCCUCCGCCGGGCAGCCACCCCUGGACUGGCUGCUCACAGACCGGGGCCCCUUCCACCGCGCUCAGGAGUAUGCUGACUUCAUGGAGCGGUACCGCCAGGGUUUCACCACCAGGUACAGGAUCUACAGGGAGUUUGCCCGGUGGAAAGUGAACAACUUGGUUCUGGAAAGGAAGGACUUCUUCAGUUUGCCAUUGCCUCUUGCCCCAGAGUUUAUCCGGAACAUCCGCCUCCUCGGAAGGAGACCCAACCUGCAACAGGUUACUGAAAACCUGAUCAAAAAGUACGGCACUCAUUUCUUACUUUCUGCCACCCUUGGAGGAGAAGAGUCCCUGACCAUUUUUGUGGACAAGCGGAAACUGAGCCGAAAGACAGAAACAGCAGGAGGUGCCCCUGUAGUUGGGGGCAGUGGGAACAGCUCUGCUGUGUCCCUGGAGAUCCUGCACCAGCUGGCAGCCUCCUACUUCAUCGACAGAGAGAGCACACUGCGACGGCUGCACCAUAUCCAGAUAGCCACAGGGGCCAUCAAGGUCUCGGAGACCAGGACCGGCCCUCUGGGCUGCAGCAACUACGACAAUCUGGACUCCGUCAGCUCUGUCCUGGUGCAGAGUCCGGAGAACAAAGUGCAGUUACUUGGCCUGCAGGUGCUGCUGCCCGAGUACCUACGUGAGCGCUUUGUGGCCGCGGCGCUCAGCUACAUCACCUGCAGCUCUGAGGGCGAGCUCGUCUGCAAAGGGAAUGACUGUUGGUGCAAGUGCAGCCCCACCUUCCCAGAAUGCAACUGUCCUGACACCGACAUCCAGGCCAUGGAGGACAGCCUGCUGCAGAUCCAGGACUCCUGGGCCACUCACAACCGGCAGUUUGAGGAGUCAGAGGAAUUCCAAGCUCUGCUGAAAAGGCUGCCGGACGACAGGUUCCUAAACUCCACUGCCAUCUCCCAGUUCUGGGCCAUGGACACCAGCCUCCAGCACCGCUACCAGCAGCUGGGAGCCAGCUUGAAAGUGCUCUUCAAGAAGACCCAUCGGAUCGUCCGCCGGCUCUUCAACCUCUGCAAGCGCUGCCAUCGGCAGCCUCGCUUCCGCCUGCCCAAGGAGAGGUCCUUGUCCUAUUGGUGGAACCGAAUCCAGUCUCUCCUCUACUGUGGAGAAAGCACGUUCCCUGGCACCUUCCUGGAACAGAGCCACAGCUGCACCUGCCCCUAUGACCAAUCUUCCUGCCAGGGCCCAAUCCCAUGUGCCUUGGGUGAAGGGCCUGCCUGUGCCCACUGUGCUCCAGACAACAGCACACGCUGUGGGAGCUGCAACCCAGGCUACGUGCUGGCCCAGGGGUUGUGCCGACCAGAGGUGGCCGAGUCCCUGGAGAACUUUCUGGGGCUGGAGACAGACCUGCAGGACCUGGAGCUGAAGUACCUGCUGCAGAAGCGGGAUAGCCGCAUCGAGGUGCACUCCAUCUUUAUCAGCAACGACAUGCGUCUGGGCAGCUGGUUUGACCCUUCCUGGAGGAAGCGCAUGCUGCUCACCCUGAAGAGCAACAAGUACAAGCCUGGGCUGGUGCACGUGAUGCUGGCCUUGUCCCUGCAGAUCUGCCUCACCAAGAACAGUACCCUGGAGCCUGUCAUGGCCAUCUAUGUCAACCCCUUUGGGGGCAGCCACUCUGAGAGCUGGUUCAUGCCCGUAAAUGAGGGCAACUUCCCUGACUGGGAAAGGACUAACGUGGAUGCAGCUGCCCAGUGCCAAAACUGGACUAUCACCUUGGGAAACAGGUGGAAGACCUUCUUUGAGACAGUCCAUGUUUACCUACGGAGCCGAAUCAAGUCCCUGGAUGACAGCUCCAAUGAGACAAUCUACUACGAGCCCCUGGAGAUGACCGAUCCCUCCAAGAACUUGGGCUACAUGAAAAUCAACACCUUGCAGGUCUUUGGCUACAGUCUGCCCUUUGACCCAGAUGCUAUCCGGGACUUAAUUCUCCAGUUAGACUACCCAUAUACUCAAGGUUCCCAGGACUCUGCCCUCUUGCAGCUCAUAGAGCUUAGGGACCGGGUAAACCAGCUUUCUCCACCCGGCAAAGUCCGGCUCGACCUUUUCUCCUGCUUGCUCCGGCAUCGGCUCAAGCUGGCCAACAACGAGGUGGGCAGGAUCCAGUCCUCCCUGAGGGCUUUCAAUUCCAAGCUGCCAAACCCCGUGGAGUAUGAGACAGGCAAACUCUGUAGCUAAUGGGGGGCCCAUGCCAGUACUGGGCAGGGCGGGGAUCCAUGAAUCGGGGCCACAAAGAUCCUCCAAGCCCUCACCUUAGUGCCAACACGGUGCUCCACUGAGACUGAAGGCACCCAGCAGACAGGACCUUGGGGCUUGGACUGAAGCAGGCAGGAGAGAAAGAGACAGCCACUGCACACAUGCGUGCACUCACACACACACUCACAUGGGAAGGCUACAACUCAGCAUCUCGAAUCUGUGAAGUCAGUGCUUUCUAAAAUGAAUGCAGUUGAAGGAGAGGAGCCAAGGGAGAGAUUAAGAAAAAGAACCAGCCAAACCAUGAAACAAACGAAUCCUUAAAGGUGAUUCUUAUCAUUCAAGAAAGCCAGAGGGGACAGUAACAACAGGAGAGGGAGGAGCUCAUCCUCCCCCUCUGUGGAGUCGCUUUUGUAUUCUUUUUAACCAGAUUUCUCAAAAUGGCGUUGUUUCGUGAUUCCCCACAUUGGUUCUUACUUUUUGUACGCGGCCUCCUCUGCACUGUCCUGAACAGUGACUGCUCCUGAAGCCGCCUCCGUUGGAUAACUCAAAAGUGACACCAAUAGAAGACCAAGACCGCUGAGAGCGGGCAGGCAGCCUGGCGCCCCUCCUCAUUCCUCCCUCCCUCUGGUCCCCUUGCCUCCUCUGCCACCCUGGUUCAGAGGCCCUGGCUUCCUCUUUGUUCCCCUCCUGGUCCAGCCAGAGCUCCUCUUCCAACAGCACUAUUCUGUUGGAGAAAGCAGCUCUGUCAAGUUAGAGGGAGACAAUG